Molecule: messenger RNA, 3360 nt
Organism: Drosophila biarmipes
Lineage: Eukaryota; Metazoa; Arthropoda; Insecta; Diptera; Drosophilidae
Exons: 8
Coding region: 230-2674 (814 amino acids)
Biological process (GO): proteolysis
Molecular function (GO): serine-type endopeptidase activity
Source: RefSeq, a predicted model, not a curated record
UGUGUGGAAAAGUCAACGGCAAACGCGACGUUUUUCAGCUCGCCGCGGAGCGUUGGCGUUUUGGUUCGCUCGCAGUCUCAGUUCUCGAGAAGACGUCGGUUGGAUCGCAUCGGAUCGGUUUGGAUCGGAAGGGUGGGCUACGGAAAAGAUACUACCGACCGGAUUAUAUGUUUACGUUGCCAGCGCAGUGCGCGCAGUGGAGUUUGCGAGGCGACAUCCGACUUGGUUUAUGCUUCUGUGCGUCUCGUUCUCCAAUGUAAAAAUAAAAUUGCUCCAAUAUGUGUGCGCGAAACGGCUUUUGAAACAUUUUCGAAUAAACGCCGAUCGUUUUGUGAGUGCGAACCAGUGCAUGUGUCAGGGUCUUUGGAUCCACGGAUUCGUUACGGUGGUAUUACCGACCCGAUCGGUUUUCGAGCGACAACCAUACCAUAAGCAAUUGAGCAUGAAAGUGGUGUGCUGGAUUUUCGGAUUCCUGACGGUGGCUCAACUGCUGGUCGAGGCUCAGUGUGGACACGUGCAGGAGGCGAAGAGGGAAAUAUGGGACGCAAUGGGUCACCAUAGGCACCGUCACCAUUCGUAUCACGGUUCGCACUGGGCGGACGGGCGGCGGGUGCACCGCCUGCGGAUGCCCCACCCACAACGCUGGAGUGGGCGGCGUCGAUCGCUCCAUCACCACCAGCCCUUCAGCCGGUGGUCGCAGUGGUCCCCGUGCGACGAGGAGUGCGUCAAGCGGCGGGAGCGCUUCUGCAAGGUGAAGCGGAAGUGUGGCCACACCAAGCACGUGGAGCAAAGCAAGUGCCGGCACUGUCAUCCUCCACCUCCUAUAAAGUGGCAGCAACCGUUGAUUCUAGACGACAGUCACUUCCGCGAGAGGAACCACCCACUUCAGCAACCACAGCCUCAACCGCAGCCGCAGCCACAGCCUCAUCCGCCACCUCCGCCGCCGCCGUCAAUAAUCAUAAACGCUGCAGCUGCUGCAUCAAGUGGUCCGACCGUGGAUUAUAGAUAUACCGAAUACAGACCCCCACCAAUUUCUGCACCAACCCAUCCUGCUGUUUAUGCCCCAACUUAUGCCCCAACUCAUCCUCCAACAUUUCCCCCAACUCAUCCACCAUUUCCACCUCCGACUCCUCCCUCGAAAUCCAGAGAGGUGGUUCGUCAUCUGCCGAAUUACCCCGCCAAAGAUAUAUAUAGCGAGGAGGAAGUGGAAGAUGAACCUGAACCUGAACCUGAAGAAGAUUUCAUAAGCUCCGACGAACAGGGUGACUUCUUUGUGCUCAAACACCAUCGCCACAGGAGACGGCAGAACCGUGGAAAGCCUUCCCCAAGAAAACCACCGAGGGAGGAUUAUGACGACGAUGACUUUGUGGACUUUGGCGAAAGGAGAUCUGUUAGAACCAGGAAUAUGGGCGAGGAUAGUAGUGUGGAGGGGGACGUCUUCCAGUACGAGGACUUCGAUAUGCCUGACCCUGUGUACACGGAUUCUGAGGAAUCAGAGACCGAAUUUCGCAACAUCAGCUGGGUACAGCCACCCAAGGAUGGGAUUGCUCUUAGGCGACGAAGGGUCUACUCCAAGUGGAGUCGGUGGACCAAGUGUUCGCCAAAGUGUACAACAAGGAGAUACAAGAAAUGCCGCAUCACCGAUCAGUGUGGACGGGAGGUUCUCCGGGAGAUGGCUUACUGCUACACGGAGGGCAGCUUCUGCCAGCAGUGGCUGCAGACGCAGUUCCAAAAAACCCCGGCCUUCGAGACGAGGCCUGCAUCCGGCUCCCCAGCCAACGCCAUGAGAAGGAUGCACUCCGAACAGCCGGAGGUGUCCAUAAAUGACCUCAACUACAUCAUGACUGGAAAGGGUUAUCGGGGACCGGAGUACACUCCUCUGAAACUCAACUGCGGAAUCGUACGCAGCGGAACAGGGCGACGGAGCAUGUCCAACAUGCUGAAGAUCAUCGGUGGAAGGGCGGCCAGGAAGGGGGAGUGGCCAUGGCAGGUGGCCAUCCUGAAUCGCUUCAAGGAGGCCUUCUGUGGAGGCACUCUCAUAGCUCCACGAUGGGUGCUAACCGCCGCCCAUUGUGUAAGGAAGGUGCUCUACGUUCGCAUAGGUGAACACAACCUGAACUAUGAGGAUGGUACGGAAGUGCAACUCAGGGUUAUGAAGAGUUUUACGCAUCCCAACUUUGACAAGCGUACGGUGGAUAGUGAUGUGGCGCUGCUGAGGCUACCCAAGGCGGUUAAUGCCACGACCUGGAUAGGCUACUCCUGCCUGCCGCAGCCCUUCCAGGCGCUGCCCAAGAAUGUGGAUUGCACGAUAAUUGGCUGGGGAAAGCGUCGCAAUCGGGACGCCACUGGAACCAGCGUCCUCCACAAGGCCACUGUCCCCAUCAUACCCAUGCAGAAUUGCCGCAAGGUGUACUAUGACUACACUAUCACCAAGAACAUGUUUUGCGCCGGUCAUCAGAAGGGUCACAUAGACACUUGUGCCGGCGACUCGGGAGGUCCUCUCCUAUGUCGGGAUACCACCAAGCCCAACCAUCCGUGGACCAUCUUCGGCAUCACCUCCUUCGGCGAUGGAUGCGCCCAGCGGAAUAAGUUUGGCAUCUACGCCAAGGUGCCCAACUAUGUGGACUGGGUGUGGUCGGUUGUCAACUGCAAUGGCAACUGCAAGAUGCAGUAGCCUCUCGGUGGAGGCUUAGGAGUCGCGGACUUGGUUCCGUCGAGUAGCAGAGGCUGUGAAAAAAUAAUCUACACUUUAAGUGUGCGAUCCGAGGGAGAAAUCUUCGCUUGAUCACCAUGUCACCAUUCAUCAUGUGCUCAUCUUACGAUCCUAAAACUAGUUAACUAGAAGUUAAACGGAACAAAGUCGAUUGUAAGUGUAGGCAACCAAAUAUUUAUGUAAUUAAACCCUUUAAAAUCACCUACUAACUGAAUUUAAAUUUCCCCUAAAAAUAAAUUUAGUUCUCUAAAAUGUACAUAACUAAACUCUACGCGUUUUAAAUUAAAAAGCUAUCAGUAAUAUUAUUAAAUUCUUGUUUAAGACAAAUAUUAUUAAAAUUAAGUGCAAACAGAAAUCUGAGAUGUCGGAUUGAAGCAUAAUCUAAAUUAAUAGCCUUAUGAAUUGUAAAUAAUGAAUGUUUGAAUCAAUUAAAGAGUAUAUCUGAACAAAUAUUAUCUUAAAUGAAUACUCAGAUCAACGGCAACUAAAUCCUCUAAAUAUAUCGAAUAAUAAACUUAGCAAGAAAUUCUUUCCUUAUAGGCAUACCAAAGAGUCACAGAUAUGUAUAUUACUUAUUAGUUUAUUAUAUUGGUGUUAAAUGCUGCACAGUUUUGCUUCCACAAUAAAACUAUUUAACGUGAUCCCUA